AUGGGAAAUUCAUUUGCUAAUGCUUUUGCAGAAAAACAACGAGCUCUCCAAUUGGAGAUGCAAGAUCGUAUGGCUGUAACUCAAAAGAAAUCACAAAUUGCCAUGCAAGAACGAAUGAAGAGAAUGCAAAUUGCCACUCAAGUAGCUGUUGCCAGAGAACGUUUUUGGUGGUUCGCCGGAUUCCAUGCAUUCAUUACAACAGGAAUGACAAUUAAGAGAAAACAUGUACACCCUGCAGCAGUGAUACCAUAUCUAGCGUUCACAUUAGUGACCUUGUAUCAAUGGGACUUUGCUUAUGGAAACAAACUAGAGAGAAUUGACAAGAUUUUCAACAAAUUGCAAGAUGAAGAGCAUUGGUACACACCUGUAGAUCAAGAAACCAAAUAA
Molecule: messenger RNA, 387 nt
Organism: Naegleria lovaniensis
Lineage: Eukaryota; Heterolobosea; Eutetramitea; Acrasida; Naegleriidae
Exons: 1
Coding region: 1-387 (128 amino acids)
Biological process (GO): positive regulation of plasminogen activation
Cellular component (GO): plasma membrane
Source: RefSeq, a predicted model, not a curated record